This is a messenger RNA of Nothobranchius furzeri (turquoise killifish), 3779 nucleotides long. RefSeq names its product signal-transducing adaptor protein 1. Lineage: Eukaryota; Metazoa; Chordata; Actinopteri; Cyprinodontiformes; Nothobranchiidae. Gene Ontology annotation, molecular function: signaling adaptor activity; protein kinase binding. Gene Ontology annotation, biological process: cell surface receptor protein tyrosine kinase signaling pathway; positive regulation of B cell receptor signaling pathway. The record is from RefSeq and is a predicted model, not a curated record.
ACUACUUCCUUCAUGAUAAAUCAGUGCAGCGUUUCUUUGUUCUCUCACAUGCUGCAGGUCUGAAGUCGACUGAACACGGCCCAAAAAGCUUUUUACGGGCUUGUAACAACCGUGGAUUCAUUUAGUCCAGUCCAGCCCUGCUCACAAGAAGGCACAGAAAGAGGAAACCUGCUGAACUGAACGAUGUCUGCACACCCGAGAGUUGUCCACAACAGGAGACAGACCAUCACAGCCCUGCCUCUGUAUUACUCAGGACACCUGCUGAAGAAAAGCACCGGAGAGAAGGACUUUAAGAGUUACUACGGAGAGCUGAGAGGAGAGUCGCUGUUCCUGUACAAGGAUGACACACAGGACACGUACUCAGAGAGGCUGGAACUGGCGCAGCUAAAGUCCAUGGAGUUAGACUCUCCUUAUCAGAAGAAAAUGCCGACAAUUUUCACCUUGAAUCUGCCUACAGAGGAGGUGCACCUAAAGAUGGACAAUGCUGACACAGGAGAGGAAUGGAGGGGUUACAUCCUGACUGUGGUUAACAGAGAGAUUCCUGCAAAGCUGCAGUUGCUACCAGGUCAGAUGAUAAAACUGGGGGAGGUUCUGGUUCAGGAGAACUGUAGGAACCCCAAACUGACACGCCCACCCCUCCCACCUCGACCCAUGCACUUGAAGCCUCAAAGCUCUCAAAUGCCGUCCUGUUUCCUGGAUGUGACUCGACAGGAAGCAGAGAAGAUGCUGGAGGCCAACCUGGAGAAUGGGAGCAUCAUCCUCCGCCCGUCCGCCAUGCCCAAGAACUAUGCCCUGACCCUGAGGCAGAAGACGUCCAGGGGACCUGUCCUGAAGAACUACAGAGUGACCUCCACAAAGUCUGGGUUUGUGAUCGAGCUUGAGACUCCGGUGACCGUGCCGUCUCUGAACGAUGUGCUGAAGUUCUUCCUGGAGAAGACAGAGUACCGUCUGUGUCCUUAUGUGGAUUCUCAGCCCUACGACACUCAUAUCUUACCGUCCUCUGCUCCAGAGUGUGUCAGCAUCCCCUCUCCAUCAUCCAUAGCGCCACCCAAAGCACAAGUAGCACCGCUGCUGCGUUCACAGACCAAAGAGAAGCUCCCUCCGCCUCCGCACAAACCUGAUGAAGGAGAGUACGUGGUGCCAGAUGAUUCUCUUGAUCACAACAGGAAGUUAGCUCAGCUGGGUAAUGAGCUUCGAAAGGCUUUAAAGACGAGGAGAGAAAAUAUCUACAGCGAAUCUGGACAAGAUGAAGCUGAUGCUUAUGAGAAUGAGGCUGAUCGGAGGGCCAGCUGGACGGUGCAGUGCGGCGGUCCAAAGGCAUAAGUCUCAUCUUUCUCUGUGAAUCUGACUGAGCUCAGCCUCCACAGGCGUUACUGCUGAGGAGCUUCAAUGGUGCUGUGAGGUCAAAGGUCAGGGAUGAAGGAAAUUCUAGCAGAUCAUUCAAUGGCCCUAAAAGUCUCUGUGUGUGUAAUCUAAAGACGUCUGCUGUUAAAGCAGAGAGAAAAAUACACUAAACUUGGUUAAUUUAAGGACAUUUUGAGGAUUCGUUCAGGAACAUCCUCUGUUCUCAUGUUGGUGUAGAUUCUUAGAUUCUGGUUUUUACUUUCACUAGUUGCUUAAGAGAGGGUAUAUUCAACGUUAAUAAUUAAAAAACCUAAACUUUUCCAAUACAUCGUGAAAAACUUUAAACUGAAGAUGACCACUUCCUUUCAUUACAUCUUUGUUUUCCUGCUCUGGAUCUUUGUUUCAUGCUUUUAUUUUGUUUCUUUGAGAUUUUUAAACAUUUUAAUGCUGCUGAUUAUAUUCAUGCUCAUGUAAAGAGUUGUAGAAUAUGUUUUAUGAUGGCAGAAACACUAGUCUUAACUCAUUCACUGCCAGCCAUUUCCUGAUCAGAAAAGCUUUUCGCUGCCCGCGUUUUUCAGUUUUCACUGUUUUUUAAGGAGACAGUUAACGUUCCGCACUAGGAUGAUGUCAUUGUCAAAACUACCAAAACAAAGAGUAGACUCACCUCUUACAUCAGGAAGAAUCCGCGCAUUUAAUCUGUUCUUUCAUAAUUUGUUGUCGAAUUGUAAUCGGCAGAAGCUUUCCUGGUUCGUGCCUCACUUUUUUUACAGCAGCGGCCCAAAACGAUCUCCUAACACAUGGAUUUUCUGCUUCCUGAUCACGUGACGUGUGAUGUAUGGGGAUGAAGAUCGGCUUUAGAGCUAAGAUGUUUGUUCUCACAAUGUGGGGGCCCGUUCCGACGCCCACACAGUAAAAAAAAUGCUAAUGACAUAUUCAGUCGUCAUUGGCAGUGAACAUUUGGAUUUAAAAUGACGACUUUUCUCGUCAAUGGCAGUUAAUGAGUUAACUGUGGUCAGACUAGCCGUUAGCUUAUUAGCAUUGAAGGAUGUUUCUCUAAACUGAGGCCAUUCAGAAAUGAUGGGUAAGAUAUUAUAACUGUCACACAAAAAUCCUCACAUUAAAAAAAAGAUCAUUUGUCAAAAUCAGUUUUCACUUAAACAACUAAAUCAUUCAGAUUUUCUGUUUAACUUUUAGCUGAAUAUUUGUGUUUUCAUCUGUUUAUUCCCGAAACUACAUAACAAACAAAAAGCUUUAAAGGGGCAUUAUGGAAGUUUGACAGCCAAAACAUGUAUAGAAAUAAUAAAUUUCUUCUUCAUACAUUCUCCUGCAAUGCCCUGGUCCUGUAGAAUGAGCCCUGGCAUUUUUACUGUGAUUGCCUGUUUUUCUGUAAAAUCACAGAAAAAGAGUUGCUCGGGUCUAGCAGGCUGCUUCAUGCGCGUCACGCUCAGGCAUCGCCCGUAGCAUUUGCUAUCAGUAGCUUAAGCAGCAGAGAGAGAGGCAGUGCCAACUCUGCGACUUUGUCGCUGUUCCUCACGUCUAGUGAUGAACCUAGCUACAUUUCUGAGGACCCUUAGCUACUUUCUUCUUGAUGUUUCCUGCAAAUUAGCAACAAAAUAGCCAUUUUUGCUCCGAACCGUUCUUUGAACGUUGUUUCAGCUGUCAUCAAGGAUAUAAAUAUUACAGAUACCAAAAACAUCACUGGUACUUUUGCUCAUCUAGUUAGACAUUGGACUAUCGUGCAGGAGACCCGGGUUCGAUUCUGGGUGAGAACACAGUUUAUUUAGAGUUUAUUUAUUACAUUAAUGGUAUAUUUUUUACAGUAAGAUGCCCAAAUUUUUAUUUGAGACUCGCCGAACGGCAUUGAAUUCACAGAUAAAAAAGAUGUGGGUUCAACUUUCAUUUUGGAACAAUUUUUCAAGCAAGGGAAGGGAAUGAUCUGAGCAUGCAGGAAGACUGAAGAGAAAAGGUACAGAACCAAAUUAUUUAAUUAACUAGCUGCGCGUUCUGCUGCCCUGUCCUCCAGGGAUGGGGGUCAGCUUCACAGAGCUUCGUCUCAGCUGUUAUUUUCGUUAAGGAGUGUGCAUGUACAGCAUGCACGCCUCGUGCAUGAGCCUCCUAUUGAAGCUGCCGUUACGCUUUUGGCCAGAGGGGGUAAUCGCGAGCAUACAAAUUCAAAACUCCAUAAAGUCCCUUUAAUCUUUUAAAACAUGCCUAGAUUAGCCACAGAACAAAACAAUAAUCCAGGAUGAUUGUGAUUAUUUUUAUUUUUUCACAUCUAAGGAGUAAGCAAACAUAAAUGUUAUAAUCAUGUUUUAUAAGUUAUUCUAAGUUUUGUGUUUUAUUACUUUCUUCACUGUGGUAGAAGUUCAAGAAUCGUUCAUCACUCAAAGACAGCAAGACUGUGAAAAAUAUUCAAUAAAAAAGAAAAACAAAGA